AUGGGCUCACCACUUACAUGCUUAAUAGUGGGCGAAACACCUGCCACUCAAUUUUUGGCUUGGAGACUCAGCUUGUCAAACGCUUUCAUCAUUUUGGUCUCCAGUAACAUCUCUAGCGAUGGCAUUGUAUCGUGGAAAUCGUCGAAACUUGGUUCCAAUUUCUAUAGACCCAACGUUUUCGCCAAAGAGCUGGAAGAUUUAGAGCCCCAGCUAUUGAAUUCCGACAAGACUACCCGCAAAUACAAGAUUGAUGCAAUGAUUGUGUCAUGUUUGUCGUUACCGUCACUGGAUCGAUGCUGUCAAGUUUUAUCAAAUUACAGCGACAAAGAUACAAUCGUGAUGAUGAAUGCUAACUAUGCGGUAGAAUUGGAAGAUUUGGCCAUUUCUCGUUUUGCAAAUUGUAGUUGUGGUGUGGUUUCGAUUUUAUGUGACGUUGAGGCUCGUCAACUUUCGUCAGGAUCUUAUGCUUUGGUCAAUGACAAUUGUUGUUUUUACGUGGGCCUCACCAACGUUCGUAAGACACCACUAACCAUGGGAGAUCAACGCCAAGAGAACGUCGAUAAAAUCCGACAAAUCAUGCUAGAUCGAAAUUCCAUCUUGAAUACCGUGUUGACCCAAAUUCAACACACCCAAGUAGAGGAAAUUAUCAUAAUUGAUCCAGAUCAAUCGCAGAACAUGGCUUUGAAAGUUUGGGAACAUAUCAUACCGCGAAUAUCAUUGAAUUUGGUGUGUAUUGUUUUUGAGCAAUUUGACCACGAUAAACUCUUGGCUAACGCUUCUUCACGACUCAUUUUCGAAGACUUGGUCAAAGAACUUAUGCAAAUUUGCUACCUGCAAUGUGGGGAUGCUGUAAGCAAGUACCUGAAUCUCAAAGGUUUCGAUACUCACAUGGGUAUGGAGAAUUUGGUCUCCAGUAUCGAUUUCCACAAAGUCGUACAGGAUACCAAAGAUCGCAAACGACAAAUGGAUAUGUUCACCAUUAAUGAGUAUCCAGAGUUUUUGACGCUUUCAUUUGAAGCCUAUUGUUUCCAUCAUCGUCUAGAGUUCCCGGCGCAUGUUCUCUUGCAACAACCAAUGCAAUUGGCCAGCGAUUUUGGCAUCAAUUACUCCAGUUUGAAUUUCCUGUUUGGCUUCUACUCCAGGUUGGUCUCUAUAUGUGGCUACAGUAUCGAAGGCGGUCCCAAUGAAUUGGGUCGAUCUUCUUUACUUCUGAGUAUCGGAGAUCAGCUAUUUAACCAUAGCGAACAAACCGUGAUGUUCGAAGACGUCACUGGAUCGCCGUCACGCAGAUGGAAAACCGGUUUACGUUCCAAAUUCAAGCGCAAGGUCAAACAAUCUGAUCACAAUGGGACUGACAUUGAACCGAUCAACAGGGGUUUAGUUGCGGUGAACGGUUCAAAUGAACAACUAUGUAAAGUCGAAGAGUCAGACGCCGCAUCUGGAAAUUCGGGUUUCCCAUUUUUUGGUAACGGUGACGCAGCGGACGAUUCGGGCGCCGACGACAAUUGUGAUACCACUUCCGCGGUAGACGACCUCAUACAACUUCCUAAGUUUCGCGGCCGAGACGAAAUAGAUGCAGAUGUGCUAUUUGAACAGGAGUUGCGAGCCAACCCAUUGACAAUGUCCUCCAGAUACUAUUUCGACGCAUACGGGCUGGGUGAUCGUCGAUCUUUGGAUGAAAAACGUACACGUACGCACAAUUGGAACAGCUGCAAAUUCUGGAAACUGCAACGAAAGUACUUGGCAGAGACAGGUCAAAGAUCUCAAUCCGUUACGUUUACAGGAUCAGCCACGGUGCCGGACCGAUUUCUAUGGGAGCAUUUAAAUUUACUAAGACGGGUCAACAUGGGUGGUAUAUUGAGCGUUACUACGAGCAGGUACGGGCAUGUGGAUUCUUCGCAACGACUAUUUGACGAUUGGAGUCGAGGAGUAGGGCCCUUGUCGGUCUCUGGUGGAGACCGUAGAAGGUGUUCGGGAAAGAAAAAGUUGUCUCUGGAGGAUGUGGAUUAG
Molecule: messenger RNA, 2010 nt
Organism: Lachancea lanzarotensis
Lineage: Eukaryota; Fungi; Ascomycota; Saccharomycetes; Saccharomycetales; Saccharomycetaceae
Gene: OSW2
Product: LALA0S08e03906g1_1
Exons: 2
Coding region: 1-2010 (669 amino acids)
Cellular component (GO): cytoplasm
Source: RefSeq, a predicted model, not a curated record